GUUGUUUGCAAUCACAACCAAGUAAACAGAAGGAAAGAGGUGCGUGAAGACCUAGGUAAAAAUAUUAAUAUAAGCUAAAUGUUUAUUGAAUUGCUAAUAAUAAGCAAAGCAGAAAAUUGCAUGAGAAUCUAACGUUAGCUAGCUAACAAACAAGCUAGUAACUAGCUAAUUUGCUGUCUAACAGCUACUUCAUACAGUGCUACGUAACGCGUUAGCUAGCUAGUGCCAAGGGAGGCUAUUGCCAGAGGAUUAGCUAGCUGUCUUGGCCUUUUAACGUAAUUGAUCUGAGCUGCAAUAACAGUCUGCUAGGCUUGCUAGGGCUGCUCGGUCUUGCAAAUAGCUAGGAUAACUUCGAACCAGUAUCUAACGCCCAGAAAGCUCCGAUUCAAACUCCCAUUCACCACCUGUGCAAGCGUUAUAAUGUCAAAAUACGUUCGUUGAUCACGAAAUAUCGAGUUUCGCUUUGCAACUAUCGUCAUUUAGUCCCGUUACGGCCGGUAUGUACUUCCCAAAAAGGUCUAAAUACAAAAUGUACAAGCAACUGAAAAAAGCUUAUUCGGCACCUCCAACGUAAAUCACUCUUUACUGCCACGCACAGGUCAGAAGUCUACAACAGCUCAAUACAGUACAUUGGAGGUGCCGAAGAGGCAUUUUUUUCGGUUACUUGUACAUUUUUAUUUAUACCUUUUUUGGAAGUACAUACUGGGCGAUACGGGAGUAAAUGAAGAUAGUUGCUUAGCGAAACUUCAUAUAUGGAGAUCAACGAACGUAUUCUGACGCUUGCAGAACUGGUGAAUAGGAGUUAGAAUCGGAGCUUCAUGGGCGUUAGAGAGGUAUCUAACGCACAGAUACUGGUUCACGAUAACUUUAGUAAAGUGUGGUCAAGCUGGUGGGUCUUCGCAGCUCUGCGUUGGUUGUCUGGAGUCAGACCUUCAGUAGCCGUGCAUGUUUAUCAUAAUGCUUGUUCAUCAUAAUGCUUGCUCAUCAUAAUGCUCGCUAGAUAGCUAGAUAGGUACUGCUGUUCAACGCUGACUCAAUUCCUUCUUUGUGACUGCACAAUACGUCAGUGUUAGUAUCCACAAAAUAAAAAAUGGCUUGUGCUCGUUUUUAAACUUAAUUCACAUGUUUGUAUGAUAACAGGGGGAAAGAUGUCAAGCUUUCCUGCCUCCGCCUCCAAGAGUUUCAGCUCGACUCCUCUGAAGACGUACCAGGACAGCGGCAGGGAACUGCACCGAUCCAAGAGUGUGGACUAUGACUCAACCGGCGACUCCACCUACUCUCUGCUCUCCCCCAUCUACCAUGACAGCUACGAGAGUGAUGAGGACCUGGCUGCAGCUCACCACGUACAUCAGAUAGACACCUCAGCCACACAGAGUGAUGACGCCAGACCCCUCUCACCCAUCAGGUAUGGUUGGUGCACAAGAGCAGUGUUACCCAACUGGAUUCAGCAGACAGUGGAGCAACAUUUGUGUUAGCGCCACUUGCUGUUUAGUUAGGGUCCCCUCAUCAACAAGCAAUUAAAAAGGGUUGAUGAAGCUCACAUUUGAUUAGACUGUUUCAAUGGAAGUGCCACAGACUAAAUUAAAUAUAUGAAUGAAGGACACACAAAAUUAGCUCUAGUAGGCCUAACUGUAGGGGUCGUGCUCAAUGUUGUGCUCAGAGUUGAGCAUGUGUGUUUCAGAGAUGAUCCACCACAGAAGCCCCCAGAGAGGACAGCAGUAACUGAGGCGGAGGAUCCAGAGGCAUCUCUUUCUGCCUGGGAGAGGUGGCUGGUCUGCAAAGCCAAAGAGGAGAGACUCAGAAUAGAAAAGAAAGCAGAGGAGGUGCGCUGCCAUUUCUCUUUUUUGUUUCUUCUUCGGUUUGGCAACUCCUGUUUGUAUGAGUCAGAAUGUGAUCAUUUAGUUGUUGUUUUUCUAAUAUUUAUAUUUUCCCUUCUGUAAAUUAGGGUUGCAAAUGUCUCUACAUGAAGCAAUUGAGUAUGACUGUGGGACUGACAAGUGUUAUUUGAUAGGAGCGCCUACUGAGGGAGAGGAAUGAGGAACAGGAGAGAGAGCAGCAGAAGAAGAAGAUGGUAGUGGAGGAGAAGAUCCAUUUGUGGCUGCAGAUGAAGAAAGAACAGGUUUCGAACCCCCUUCUUUUGACUCUGUUAUUAACAAAGUCCCAGAGAGGAACCGUGCAGUUUGAAUGAUUUCUCAUGCGUACGGUAUCUCUGCACCUAAAGGGGUAAGUAAUGUUUGUGUGAUUGUUUGUCAUCUCCAGGAGAAGCAGGAGAAAUUGCUGAAGGAGAGCAAGGAGCAGGAGGAGAUGCAGAGGCAGCAGCAGAAGCAGAGGGAGAUUGAACAGAAAGCAGAGGAGAAAUACAGAGAGUGGCUACGGAGGAAGAAUCUGGAGAAAAUGGAGAGAGGGAGGAGAGCGAAGGUAGGUUCUUUAACAGUAGGCUUGUGGAAUUAUUCCGAGAUUUAUUCAGGACAGUAAACAAAUUAAAAUCUCUGAAAUGUUUUGUUGCUUUUCUCUCUACAUUAGAGUGCAGUUGGAAGAGAUCGACAUACUAGCCAUUUGCUAAAUAUUCCUGUGCACUCUCUCUUCUCUUAUUGCUAACUAAUCAGCAACAACACACAACUAAACCAUGUAAUUGAAUUAUACAGCAGUUUGUUACUCUGAAUAGAAGUUCAUGUGAGCAAGUUCAUGUGGCAAAUUCCUGUAAAUGUCAAUUUGAACAUGAGUUUCAAUGUUUCUGACAAUGACGGCUUUGGUUUAGCUGGAAACUAGUUGUGAGGUGUUCAGGUGCUGAGGGCAAUUGUGUUGUAACAGGAGGAGGCAGCCAGCAGAGAGGCUCAGGAGAGGGAGCGCAGACAGAGAGCAGAGGAUAACUUUAAGGAAUGGCUUCGUGCCCAGGACAAGAGCCGACCCAGUCCCAAUGCAACCGGCUGCCCACAAGGUAACAUAACGGUCUUCACCUUGUUGUUUAAUCUCAUAUUCACCUUCUGGAAAAUGGCAAUAAAAAAAUUAAACAAUACUAUUUUUUAUUGUCACACACAUGUAGUUGUACAGUCGUGCAUGUAUAUUUAAAGCAAGUUUUGAUAUUAUAAAGUCAUUGUAUUUUGUUUCUUUUCCCAGGUGGCUAUGACAAUGUAACGUACCCAUCUCCCAGCUUCUACAACCCAAUCCCAUGGAAGCCCAUCCACGUUCCGCCACCAGAGAAACCACCAGUGAAGAAGACUUCCCGCAGGAAACAGCCGAGUCAGCCCAAGUACCAGAACAGCCCCAGCAUCCCAUUCAGACUCCGAGACACUGUAAGCUCAGCAGCUCGCCUGCAGAGGAGAUGACCGCUCCAGUAGAGGUUCACCUUGGACACAGAUCUAGGUUCAGAUCUACAGUACUAUCCUCAGAUCUAACCUCGGGGGAAACCACAAAACUGACCUUAGAUCAGUGUUUAGGAGCUUCAAGGUACU
Coregonus sp. 'balchen' is the source of this 3452-nucleotide messenger RNA. The record is from the annotation of a GenBank genome assembly. Lineage: Eukaryota; Metazoa; Chordata; Actinopteri; Salmoniformes; Salmonidae.